UGAAACAAAUAAUAUUUAUAGUGUGUACAAUAUCUGUGACAUUUAAUCAAGGGUUGCCGGUUCGUGAAAGUGAAACAGAUAGUUUUCUAAUUGAAUCGGACAUUGACCAAGAGUACGGUCAUCGUUUGCCGGAAAGUACAGCACCGCGAGUGUAUAUAAUUGAAUUUGAUCCGGAUUUUACCGGUGAAUUGUUUACAUUCACCGGCAACAGUACAAUUUUUUUUGAAGUAAUUGAAUCUACUUCAUCUGUAAUUCUCCAUAGAUCGGAUAAAAUUACAAUAGAUAGAAAUUUUACGGAGCUUGUAGAUAUAAAUGGAGCGGCCAUUAAGCCGGAGAAACAAAAAUGGAAUCCGUGGAAUGAAUUUUAUAAAAUAAAAUUUUCUCGAAAGUUAGAACCAGGAAAUUAUAGUUUAAAAAUGAAAUGGUCUGGAAUUGAUGCGACUGGUAGCUUGUAUGAUUUUGGAUUCUUUAGACAAGGAUUUUUUCGAGCUUAUGAUAAAAUAGAAAAUGAUAAACAUAAGUACCUUGUUACGACUCACUUUGAACCUUCAGGAGCUCGUAGCGCAUUUCCAUGCUGGGACGAGCCAGGAUUUAAAGCUCAGUUUGAAAUAUCCGUGAAACAUUUUCCAAAUUAUACGGCGUUGUCUAACAUGCCUGAAAAAAGUCGUCAAUUAUUACCGGAUGGCAGAAUUAUCACUCACUUUGAAAGAUCUUUGAAGAUGUCUUCUUACCUUCCUUGCGUAGCAGUAGCUGAUUACCAGGCUAUAAAAAAUCAACAUGGGAACAUAACAUUCUAUAGCUUAGAAAAUAAUUUAGAUUCCCUGAAAUUCGCGCUAGAAAUAAGUGAAAAAGUUAUUCCGAUAAUGGAAGCUUAUACUGGUGUGCCGUAUGCACUGCCUAAGUUGGAUCAAAUCGCUAUUUCUCAGUAUAAAGGCGGGAUGGAACAUUGGGGUCUUGUCAGUUAUGAGUCAUCAUCCGUUAAGCUAGAAAGUACCUCACUAGAUUCAGAUCUAGACAGCAAGUACAACAUACUUAUUAUUGUCGCUCAUGAACUGGCACACCAAUGGUUUGGUAAUCUCGUAACUCCUGUUUGGUGGGAUGAUACUUGGCUAAAUGAAGCUUUUGCAGCAUAUUUUGAAGCUAAAAUAAUUGAUCAGAUCUAUCCAAAUCAACAUAUAAUGGAUUACUUUGUAGUAAAUGAUGUAAAUUAUGGAUCUUAUGAUGCUGAGAAAUUAUCUUCAUCAAAAAAUGCAAAGCCCAUUAAAUGGAUGCCUCAGAAUAGAAUAGACCUUAGAAAAAUAUUCAGUCCAGUCACAUAUCGCAAAGGGGCUGCUGUUAUUCAUAUGCUAGAACAUAUUCUUAGUGAAGAAGUUUUUUGUGAGGGCUUGCAGCGAUACUUUAAAGCACACCAAUUUGGAACCGUGGUAACAGAUGAUCUUUGGAAAGCCUUUCAAGAAGUAUAUGAUAAAAAGCAUGGAGAUAAAUCAUUGGACAUUAAGAAGACUAUGGAUCCUUGGAUAAUGCAAACAGGAACUCCUAUUGUAACAUUAACUCGCAAUUAUGAUACAGGUGAAACAAAUUUAACUCAAACAGAUUCUGGAGAUACUAAUUCUGGAAACAAAUGGAACAUUCCAAUCAACUACGCAACUGAAUCCGAUCCAGAUUUUUCGUCUGUUUCACCUACGACGUGGCUGAAUGAAGAUGAAGAAAUGAUAACUCUGCAAAACAUUGAUAAAAAUGAUUGGAUUAUUCUCAAUAUUCAGCAAAGAGGUUUUUAUCAAGUUAAUUAUGAUCAAGAAAAUUGGCGGCGUCUUGCAGAAUUUCUUAUCAAAGAGCACGAAAAAAUUCAUCCUAUUAAUCGCGCUCAACUUAUAGUUGACUCUGUGAGAUUAUUGGCUGACGAUUUAUCGUAUGUAAAUAUUUUUUUUAACAUUACGACGUAUUUGUACAAAGAAAAGAAUCUUCUGCCAUGGGCGUCAGUCGCUGAAAUAAUGGCCGCGAUGGCUCAAAUAUUUCGCAAUACAAAUGCAGAACAUCUGUACAAAAUGUACACUCUUUUUCUCACUCGAGGGAUAUCUGAAGAUAAUACUUUUGAAGAAGAAAAUUUUUUUAGCGUUAAAAUAAGAAAUAUUCUUAAUCAUUUACUUUGUGAUUUUGAACAAGCUCAGUGCAGGUCGCGUGCGCAUAGACUUUUUAUUAAUUAUUUAGAAAAUCCUUCGAAAAAUGUUUCGGACUGGAUUAUCUGUUCGGGUCUUCAAGAAUCAAAUGAAACUGUUUGGAAAAAAUUUAUGACAGAUCAGGAUUUGUCUAGAAAAUUUUUACCUAAUUUUAAGUAUAGCUUCAUCAAAUGUAGGAGUCAAAAAGAAGAACGUGAUAAAUAUAUGACUGAAAUAAUCGGAAAUUCAACUUUGAGUUCAAGUUCAGUUACUGAAAUUUUUAAAACUUUUUUGAAUAGCAGCUAUGACAAUGUUAAUUAUAUAAUGCAACAUUUCUUCAAUCAUUUUGAUGAUAUCCAAGAAUUUUACACAAAAAGUGAUAUUCAUUAUCCAAUGAUUAAUAUUACUUCUUUGAUGAUUUCGGCGAUAAAAACUCAAGAUCAGUAUGACAAAAUGGAAGGAUUCAUUAAAGUAAACAAGGAUAAAUUUGAAGAUAUUUUUCCGGAAGCAUCGACACCGCUUAGUAGUUUAUUAAGAGAAGCUCAAAUAACUAUUAAAGUAAUUGAUAAAAUUUCUACUAAAUUCCGAGAACUUGUGAUCCAAAAUUUUAUUAUUGAUGAUUAUGAUAAUAUACUGCAAAAAUUAUACAUCACCUCAAUAACAUCCGUCGCUGAUAAAAAUAAAAUGAAUAAAAUACUAAUUAUUUUAUCUGGAGUAAUAAUGUGUGCGAUGGCGAUAAUUCCUCUGGACAGAGGACCGCCUAUUUCAAAAAGCAAAAUAUCCAAAUUAAUUCAGGAAUCAACAGCGAACAAGCAAAUGAAUUAUCGAUUGCCUCAUAACACAGCACCGCGAGUGUAUGUAAUUGAAUUUGAUCCAGAUUUCAUGGGUGAAUCAUUUACAUUCAAGGGAAAUGGUUCAGUUAUUUUUCAAGUGCUUCGAUCUACGGCCACGGUGAUUCUUCAUAAGUCUAAUAAGAUCACUAUAGACAAAGACUUCACUGAACUUAUAGAUCAAAAUGAGGAAUCUUUUAAACCGGAGACACAAAUCUGGCAUGCUCAUAAUGAGUCUUAUGCAAUAAGCUUCCAAAAAAUAUUAGAACCUGGAAACUAUACGCUUAAAAUGAAAUGGACGGGUCGUGAUGCUGCUGAAGAUUGGUUUAAUCAACGCAUGGGUUUCUUCCGAGCUUUUGAUAAAAUAACUCCCUUUAGUAAAAAGUACCUUGUUACGACUCACUUUGAACCUUCAGGAGCUCGUAGCGCAUUUCCAUGCUGGGACGAGCCAGGAUUUAAAGCUCAGUUUGAAAUAUCCGUGAAACAUUUUUCAAAUUAUACGGCGUUGUCUAACAUGCCUGAAAAAAGUCGUCAAUUAUUACCGGAUGGCAGAAUUAUCACUCACUUUGAAAGAUCUUUGAAGAUGUCUCCUUACCUUCCUUGCGUAGCAGUAGCUGAUUACCAGGCUAUAAAAAAUCAACAUGGGAACAUAACAUUCUAUAGCUUAGAAAAUAAUUUAGAUUCACUGAAAUUAGCGCUAGAAAUCAGUGAAAAAGUCAUUCCAGCAAUGGAAGCUUAUACUGAUAUGCCGUAUGCCAUGCCAAAGUUAGAUCAAAUUACUAUUCCUAAGUAUAGCGGAGCGAUGGAGCAUUGGGGUCUUGUCACUUAUAACACAAUCAUGGUAAAAUUUGAAAACUCAACAUUGAUUCCCAAUAUUGAACAAAAAGACAGAAUACUCUUUCUUGUCGCUCAUGAGCUAGCGCAUCAGUGGUUUGGUAAUCUCGUAAGUCCUGUUUGGUGGGAUGACACUUGGCUAAAUGAAGGAUUUGCUGCAUACUUUCAAAGCAAAAUAAUUGAUCAGAUUUAUCCACACUGGCACAUAAUGGACCAUUUCGUAAUUGAAAAUGUCAACCAUGAUUCUUACGACAGUGAGAGUUAUCUUCCUCAAGCGAAACCUAUAAAAUGGACUCCCCCGGGAAAAAUAGCCCUGCGCAUGGUAUUCAAUCCAGUUACCUAUCGCAAAGGGGCUGCUGUUAUUCAUAUGCUUGAACAUAUUCUUACUGAAGAAGUUUUUCGUGAGGGCUUGCAGCGGUACUUUAAAGCGCACCAAUUUGAUUCUGUCGUGACAAAUGAUCUUUGGAGAGCCUUUCAAGAAGUAUAUGAUGAGCGAUUUGGUGAUAAGCCAUUAGACAUUAAAGAAACUAUGGAUCCCUGGAUAGAACAAACGGGUACGCCGGUUGUUAAUGUCUCUCGAAACUAUGAAACUGGUGAAAUAACUUUAAUUCAAAAAAAUUCACGAAAUGAAAAUCCUAAAAAUAAAUGGAGGAUACCAAUAAACUUUGCGACUAAGUCAAAUCCAGAUUUUUCGCGUACUACUCCAACUAUGUGGAUGGAAGUUGACCAACAAGUUACUACGAUACCUGAUGUUAAGACGGAUGAUUGGAUUAUUGUAAAUAUUCAACAAAGAGGGUUCUAUCAAGUAAAUUACGAUAAAGAAAAUUGGAAGCUUAUUGCUGACUAUCUAAAUUCCAAAGAUUACACCAAGAUCCAUGCAGUCAAUCGAGCGCAGCUUUUCGAUGAUAUUUUCAGACUGUACUCGACUGAUAAGUCUUACCUGGAGAUCCUGGUUAACAUAACUUCAUACUUGCACCAAGAAACUGAUUAUCUCCCAUGGAUUCCCGCAGUUGCCGUUAUCAUGGAAAUGCAGGAAAACAUGCGCAAUACACUUGAAGAAGAGUCCUUCGAAACUUACAUGCUAUACCUCACUAAUGCGGUGAUGGAUAAGCUUGGAUUUGAAAAUCGUGAAGAUGAUGAUCAUUCAGCAAUUAGAAUCAGGAGUAUUCUGGCUCCAAUAGUUUGCAGUUUUGGACAUGCUGAGUGCAAGUCAUUUGCCAACAGAUUGUUGAAGAAAUAUUUGGAAGAUCCAUCAAUAAAUACAAUACCUUCUAGUGAUUGGGAGUGGAUUACAUGCAAUGGUCUUAGAACAGCAAAUGAAUCACUGAGAGAACAAUUUAUGGCUUCUGAUUACGAUAAUUUUAAUAAAUUAUCCAAAUUUAGAAUUUUAAUAGAAUGCACUAACGAUUUUCAAUUGAAAGAAGAAUACUUUUCUUCAUUAACAAGUGCUAAUUCUACAGCGGAUGCAGAAGAUAUUGAUAAAAUAUUUGAUAUUUUACUGGGAAAAAAACUUGAUGAUGUUAACUUUGUUUUGAAUUACUUUAUAGAUCAUUUUAAGGAUUUAAAAAAAUUGUAUGAUGAAAUUGAAGAUGAUGAGUAUUUAAUUCCCAUUUCUAGAAUAGCUCUGGCGAUACGAACUGAAGAUCAAUAUGAAAAGUUUAAAAAUUUUGUUGAAAGCAUUAUUGUACCUGAUCUAAAAGGAAAAUCCGACAGUGAAGGUUCGACGUUAUUGUUACAAACUUCGUUGGAGGAAAGUUUGAAUUCUAUCAAUCAGUCUAAGUUACACUCAGCUAAAUUUCAUGAACUUAUGGACAAGAAAUUUUUUGAACCUAAUGUAAUUGAAAUUGGUACAGGAUUGAAAAAUUAAAUACUU
This is a messenger RNA of Cotesia glomerata, 5693 nucleotides long. RefSeq lists its product as uncharacterized. Gene Ontology annotation, molecular function: peptide binding; metalloaminopeptidase activity; zinc ion binding. The record is from RefSeq and is a predicted model, not a curated record. Bases 417 to 5687 code for a protein of 1756 amino acids. Gene Ontology annotation, cellular component: cytoplasm. The transcript has 20 exons. Gene Ontology annotation, biological process: proteolysis; peptide catabolic process. NCBI's taxonomy places the organism in Eukaryota, Metazoa, Arthropoda, Insecta, Hymenoptera, Braconidae.